Molecule: messenger RNA, 780 nt
Organism: Encephalitozoon romaleae SJ-2008
Lineage: Eukaryota; Fungi; Microsporidia; Unikaryonidae
Exons: 1
Coding region: 1-780 (259 amino acids)
Biological process (GO): DNA repair
Cellular component (GO): nucleus; Smc5-Smc6 complex
Source: RefSeq, a predicted model, not a curated record
AUGGACAAGGAUGAGCUCUCGGUGGACGGGGACGAGGUGCGUGAUGGCUAUUUAGAUCUACUUCAGAAAAUGAGGUGUCUAAAGGAGGAUCUUUUUGAAGAUAAGUGUAGAUUAGAAGAACUAAUUAAUACAUCGAACAAGCUGUUCAAGAAGAUAAAAACAUCUUCUGAGCUUAAGCUAGAUGCUAAGAUGACUGCUUUGUCGACCAAAAUAGCUUGCAAAAGAAUGGAAAAAGACAUUGAGUUGGAUGAUAUCACUUCUAGCACAUUUGUGGAGUUGUUUAGAAAAAACCUUCUUAAUGAUUUCUAUAGGUAUGCCAUGAGAUGCAAUGCUGGAAUAAGAUUCCUAGGCUGCUUCUCUCUGGGCAACCACCCAGAAGCUUCUAAUAGGAAGAAACUGCCAGUACAAAGAUCAAAACAGCAUCUUCCAGAAACAAGGAUUCCAGCUUUGAUUACUCGGGAAAAAGCUUCUACAGAAGAGUUUGACAUCCUUAUGCAUAUAAAAGAAGUGGUUUUAGAAAGAGGUAGAGUGGAAUACUUCAGGCUUGUCAUCAACCCACAGUCGUUCUCAAAAACCAUUGAGAAUAUAUUUUAUCUAUCUCUUUCACUGAGGUCUGGUCUCAUAUAUAUAGAAUGGGAUGAUGAUGAGAUUCUAUAUGUCACUUCCAAAAAUUCUGGAAGAAAAGGAGAUUUGGGGCAUCUAGCCAUUGAAAUGACAUAUGAUGAAUAUCUUGCCAUUGUUGAGAAGGCCGGGAUAUCCGAAACCUUGAUAGAAUGCUGA